GCUUAAUGUCUUAAUGCAACAAAAGACUACCCAAAUUCGCUUGUGUUAAAGCGCUGCGACAAAACACCGAGCGCUGUAUGACUUUAGACCCUUUUCCGCCACCGUAGCUCUCAGUGUAGUCAAAAUGGCAGCCUCUGUUGAUAACGAUUUGAUUGAAAGUGAUCUACUAAAAGUGGUACAGUUGGUGAAAAGUCUGACAGAACAGGUUGCUUCAGUAACAAUCCACAUUCGGGAGCUGCUGACUAAAGUCAAAAAUGGGACAUUUAAGACUUCAAAGGGUUUGUCUUUCUUGGACCUUCGGUAUCACCUUCUGCUUUUCUACCUUCAAGACCUCACUCACCUGAUCAGCAUCAAAACAGACGGAGGGAAAAUAAAGGACAGUGAGGCCCUGAACAGAUUGGUCACUGUCAGAACGGUCCUGGAGAAGAUGCGGCCACUGGAUCACAAACUAAAGUACCAAAUUGAUAAACUCGUGCGAACAGCCAUCACUGGCAGUUUGGCUGAAAACGACCCCCUACAGCUGCGUCCUAAUCCUGAGAAUCUCAUCAGCAAGUUAAGUGAGUCUGAGGAGUCUGACGGUGAAGCUGAGAGUAAAACAAAGAAGAAAGCAGACCCCUCUAGUGGCAGGAAAUAUGUACCGCCGAAGAUUGCUGCAGUGCAUUAUGAUGGUGACAUGACAGAGGCAGACAGGAAGAAGGCUCAGGCAGAGCGGCAGCGGCGGGCCGCCCUCAGAAGCUCAGUGAUCCAGGAGCUGAGGCAGCAGUACAGCGAUGCGCCUGAGGAGAUCAGGGACAGACGAGACUUCCAGAGCGAGCGGGAGAGCCGUGAGGAGCUACACAGGAAAAAUUAUGAGGAGUCGAUGAUGGUGCGUCUUAACACGCCCAACCAUCAGAAAAACGCCAGAAAAAGAGGCAUGAUGUCAAUGUCUGGCCAGCUGAGCAGUAUAACCCACUUCAGUGACAUAACAGCGCUGACAGGCGAGGGCGGACAGGAUGGAGACAACUUUCGGCCCAAGAAGAAGAAGAAACUCAUGAAGAAGAAAACCAAAAGAAAAGCUUUUAAAAAGCACAGAUAAACUCCUGCUGUGUCCAUUGAUGAAAAAAUAAGAAGAGGAUUUCCUACAAAAAGAAAUCAUGUCAUUGUCAUAUUAUUUACACAAGAGUUUUGUUUUUUUUUUUUACCAACAUGUCAGCUGGCCUACAGUAAUUGACUCUGGAUAAUAUUUGGAGUAUAUAUGUUUGUACUCAGCUGGAAUAAAAAGUUGACUCUUAAA
Messenger RNA from Cheilinus undulatus (humphead wrasse), 1273 nucleotides. RefSeq names its product neuroguidin, EIF4E binding protein (gene ngdn). The coding region runs from base 125 to 1075 and encodes 316 amino acids. Gene Ontology annotation, biological process: maturation of SSU-rRNA from tricistronic rRNA transcript (SSU-rRNA, 5.8S rRNA, LSU-rRNA). Gene Ontology annotation, cellular component: nucleolus; small-subunit processome. The record is from RefSeq and is a predicted model, not a curated record. The transcript has 11 exons. Lineage: Eukaryota; Metazoa; Chordata; Actinopteri; Labriformes; Labridae.